Messenger RNA from Penicillium atrosanguineum, 597 nucleotides. RefSeq lists its product as uncharacterized. NCBI's taxonomy places the organism in Eukaryota, Fungi, Ascomycota, Eurotiomycetes, Eurotiales, Aspergillaceae. The record is from RefSeq and is a predicted model, not a curated record. The coding region runs from base 1 to 597 and encodes 198 amino acids. The transcript has a single exon.
AUGGUCAAGGUUGGCAGUUUUAGCGCUGCUGUGCUCGCACUUGGCGUUAUUAGCCCAAGUAUUGCGAGCUACAACGGAAGCCAUGUAAUAUACGUGCCAACUGUUGAGACAUGGGACAACGGAAUGGGAAGUCUUACAACAUACUUCCACAGCGUGAAUUCCGAUUAUGCGCACCUUUAUGAGCAUAAUUAUUUGGAUAAACGAGAUACUGUUGAGGUUUACACAUCUGUUGUGGUCGCUGGUACCUCGGUCAUCCUGGCAGCAUAUGCUGGUCUGGAAAUCUACGAAUACGUUGCUGAAGUUAUCAAGCAACGGUCCAAUGCUGAUGUGUGCUCGUUGACCUAUGGCGAUUAUACCGAUGGAGAAAGAAUCGAGGGCUAUGCAUAUCGUGCAACCACAACGGGCACCAACUGCCAAACUACUGCCCUGGAAUCGGCCAUCUACGCGGCUCUAAGGCGAUGUGCCAAUAAGUUGCAUAAGGGCGGAGCAACAACAGGUUGCUGCAAGUUUCGUCAUGGUGGCUCUUGGACCGGUCAUCUUCGUCUUUCUGCGGAGCCAAAAAAGCAUCCAGCUUCAGAUAUAACCUGUCCAUCAUAA